ACGAAUAAGCUCAACAGAUGGAAGAAGACAUGGUUUACAAAUCGGCCGCUAGAGAGGGAUUUGUUGACAACAAUUUUUUUAACCGCCUCGAAUUUUGUUUUUGUAAUUUCUGUUUUGUUUUGGCCACGAGAAAUGGAUUCAGACUGGAAAGUAGAUUGUUCCGAUGAUGAAAAUUACGGGCUUACUUAUUCGUCAACGUGUCAGCAAUGGAUUCCAUCCCCGUCUGUCGUUGUUCAACUUUUCGAAAGUUACAGCAGUGAAAAAGACUGUAGCCUUAUGAAUCUUGACUGGGUAUGUCCUGGAAGAAAGGAGGUCUCAUCUGGCGAAAUUGAAGGGGAUGCAGAAAACGAAGAGCUAAAAACUGAAGAAAAGUCUGAUUUUGACUUUUGGGAUGAACCCAGUGCUACAACCAUGCCUGGUCCAGCCCGAGUUGGUCCUGGAAUGGGUGUCAACAAACAGCCAAGAGGCAGUGCCAAAAAGAAAACCACAAGUCUUGAUGGCAUCCUCUCCUCCAUGAGGCGGCACAGAAAAUUGGAUCAACUGGAAAAACCUACACCUGCACAGAAACCAAGUUGAAUUUUUUCCAUGUUUUAACUUUUUGUUUUUUUAAUUAUUGUUUUAAUAAGUGACAGUUUGUCACUGAUUAUUUUUUUAACCGACAUGUUUAUUUUUUUAAUACACUCGAUUUUGCCUCAGCGAGAAGAAACCCAGUAGGCAACAAACAA
This is a messenger RNA of Daphnia pulex (common water flea), 725 nucleotides long. Its product is annotated as PAXIP1-associated glutamate-rich protein 1-like. The transcript is spliced from 3 exons. The record is from RefSeq and is a predicted model, not a curated record. Bases 133 to 576 code for a protein of 147 amino acids. NCBI's taxonomy places the organism in Eukaryota, Metazoa, Arthropoda, Branchiopoda, Diplostraca, Daphniidae.